AUGAGUGAUAUAGAACAAAAUACUGAGAAUUAUCAUGAUACAGAGGAAUUUGAUGAUUUUAUAGAAUAUAGUGAAGAUGAACUACAACAAGAAAACAACGAAGAAAGUAAAUCAAAUCAAGAAGUCAUUGAAAUACCUUCCGAUGAACAAGUUCAAGAAGAUAGAAUUAGACAAUUAACAACUACAUUGAAACCAAAUGAAACUGAAACUCAAAAAGUUUUAAGAGCUCAUAUAUCCGUAUUAGUUUCUGCUUUAGGUGGUCCAGAUCACACUUCAACUUUAUCACCACCUCCAUAUAGAUUAGGUCAAGAUGCCCUAGCAUGUUUAAAAGAUUUAAAAAGAUGGAUUAAAUCAGUUGAUGAAAAGAAGAAUUGUUAUGAUGUCGCAUUAGCUUGUUUUACUACUAAUUUAGUUACAAAUGAUUUAAUUGUUAUAUUAUGUCAAUGGGAACAAGAUAUGUCAAAUAAAGUUGAUAUAAGGAAUAAAAUAACAACUGAAAAAAUUAUGCUUUCAUGUUUAGAAUUAUUAGUUUUAUUAACUUGGCCUGUUGAAUUUAGUAAUGCAUUAUCUGAAGAUCAAAAAUUGGAAUAUGCAGAAAUAAAGAAAGCACAUUUAGUUUAUAAGAAAUUUCUAUUAAAUUAUAAUAAGGGUCAAGUAUUAAAAGCAUGUUUAAGAUUGGUUAAACCAAUCAUAGUGAAAUCAAGAAUGGACAGAGAACCAAGAGAUAAUCAAAUUUUGAAACUUGUUUUAUAUUUAUUUAGAAAUAUUUUAGCUAUUGAACCUGCAACAUUAUCAGUAGCUCAAAAGGCAAGUAAAUGGAUAGUUGCAAGUAAAAAUUUACCUUCUAAUGUCACUCAAGAUGAAAUAUCAAUUAAUAGUUUAUUAUCAGUAUUUAAGAAAAAUAAAGUAUUUAUGUUAAUACUUACAAUUUCAAGUAAUAUAGGUUUUGAAUUUGAUAAGGAUAUAUUUGGCGAGAUAUGUUUAGAAUGUGUUUAUUUGUUAUUGAAAGGAUUAGAAUUAAAAGAUAUGUUACCAUUACCACAAAGAGAUUCUACUUCAAUUGAUAGUACUGAACCAUUGCCACUAGUUUCAACACUAACUAUGCAGUUGGAAGAUUUAGUUAAAAAAGAAACUAAGUUGAAAACCAAACAAACUCAAAAUAUCUCAACAAGACAUGGAAGAUUUGGAUCUUUACUUUCAAUUAGAUCAAAUGAUGCAAAUACAUAUGUGAUAUCAGGUCAAGAAGCAUUAUAUACGACUGAUUCAUCAUUAGAUAAAUUAGAUAAAUCAAAGAAGUGGACAAAUAGAAGUACAUUUAAAUAUGAUUCAGAUGAAUAUGUACUGAAAUCAUGUCCAGUUUAUCUUAAUAUUAUAGGACGUGAUGUUUUAACUGAAUUUCUUGAUCAGUUUUUAUCUGGUGGUUGUUUUAAUAAUUUAAUAGAAUGUAUGGCAUCAAAAUUAACAAGUUCAUCUGAUUUAAGUACGCUUGAUGAAUUAUCAAUGGCUAGUUAUUUCUAUACAAUUGCUUGGUUUUUAAAAUAUGAACGUGAAAAAACUGAAAAAGAUUCAAGUUUAAAUUAUGGUUCAAUCGGUGGUGCUUUAAGUGAGAUCAACUUUAUCUUGAUUAUUUCAUAUUUUAGAAAAUCUUAUGAAUUGAAAAAUUGGAAUUCAUUACAUGUUGCCAUGAUUUGUUUUAGAGAAUUAUUACAAAUUUCAAAUUCAAUAUUUGGUAAGAGAAGAGAUGAAGUUCAAAAUGAAAUAGAUAGAGAAUUAGCAGAAGGGAUUAUGAGGAAAUUGUUUUCAUUUAAUGAUAUUUUAAAUAUUGUAGUUCAUAUUCCACAAACUGCUUCAAAACAUUCACCUAACUACUUAAGAGUUUCAAUUUCGGUGGUUCAUAUUAUAUUGAAAGCUUUUGAAACUUUUGCAAAUGAAGAUAUUCAAUUAUAUAUACAAACAAAGAGAAAAAGGAAUAAAAAUCAUAAAAAGAGAAUUAAUGAUUUGGAUAGAGAUACUGAAAAUAUGUUACGUGAUGUAAUUGAAGGCUCUGGUGAUGAAUUUGAAGAUCAAAUUAAACAAGUUACAAGAGAACGUAAAAUAAAUUAUAAAGAUACUGAAAUUAGAUUCUUUCAUCAAUCAAUAGUAACUACUUAUAUUGAAUUUUUAUCAAGGUAUGAAGAUUUAACAGAUAAAGAGAUCAAAAUGUGUCUUUCUUAUUUUCAUAGAGUGUUUAUCAAACGAAAAGAUUAUUCAGGUUUAUUUAGAUUAGAUUUUAUGCAAUUGUUACAAAAAUUAAGAAAUCAUUUACAACGAGGAAGUAGUUUAAGAUUACAAGUUGAAGAAUUUAUCUAUCAUUUUAAUAAGAAAUUUAAAUUGGCAUUGGAAAGAUUUCCAAAUCCUAUUGAGAUAUUGUUCCCAAGAUUUGAGGAUACUGCAAGUAGGAUAUUUUUAUCAACUGGUGAAUUAUAUGAAAAACCAGAGGCAGAAACUAGAGGUCCAAGAUUAGCUAAAGAUUUAGAAUUUGUAAGAAGUUUUGAUUUAGAUAAUAAGAUUAAAAUAUUAAUUAGUCAAUUACAUUUACAACAAAAACAAUUACUUAUUAAAUGGUUAAUAAGUGAACUAGAUAGAAUUAUCAAUUUAAGGAAUUUAGAUUCUGAAGCAAUUUGUGAAUUAUAUCCAACUAGAGAAUAUAGAAGGUUAAUUAUAAACAAUGGUUAUUUAAGAUUAUUAAUAAAAAUGAUUGGAUUUGAAUUACCAUAUACAAUGGAUGAGAAUCCAGAAUUAGGUAAAACAGAUGUUGCAAAACUAGCUGAAAUUUAUGAAUUGAUUAAAAAAUGGGAUUCUUCACAACCUGUAUUAUUUGAGGAUGAUAAAGAACCAUCAUAUUUCUUACGUACAAAAGAAUCAAGUUAUGAUGAAGAUGAUAAUGAAUAUGAAGGCGAUUUUGUUGUGCCUCAAGAGACUGUAGAUUCAGAUAAUAAUUCAGGACUUGAAAUAACUAAAUUAGAUCAAUUGGAAGAAUUAGAAAAACGAUUAUCAAAUUCUGAAAAAGGAAGUAGAGAUAAGGGCAAACCUAAAAGAGUGAGUAAACCAAAACCAAGAAAACCUGUGAAACCUCGAAAAGAAGGGGAGAAAAUUAUACGAAGAAGAUUUCCAAAAUUACUUGAAGAUGAUUCUCAACCUGUUAGAUCUUCUGAAUUUAUACAUGAUUCAGAUAAUGAAUCAGAUGAUGAAAAAGAUAAUGCAUUUUUUGAAAGAGAAGAAAGGUUAAGAAAAUUAAUUAGUGAAUCUGGUGGUAUAGUCAGUGCUGAACAAUUAAGUGAAUUCAAAAAAAUAUGGUCUAAAUUGGAAAAUUCAACUAAUAAAUCAAAAGAAUCAGUUGCUUAUGCUAUGAAAGAAGUUGCAUUAUAUGCUCAAAAUGAAGAUGAUAAGGAAAAAACUUUAAAUGAAAAAAAUGCAAUUAGAGAAACUUCAGCUAAAUUAAGUGAUAAAGAUGCUGAAGAAGAAUUUUCAGUUGAUCCAAGUGACAAAGAUGUAUUACUACAAAAUGAAAGUGAUGAUUCAAUUCUCAGUGAUAAUGAAGUCUCAUCAAAUACAUCAAUUGAAUCAAAAAGAGAAGCAAGAAAACGUAGUAUAGAUGAAGGUUUAGACGAACGAAUUAAAAGGAAAAAACGAAUUAUAAUGGAUGAUGAUGAUUAA
Insectozyma verbasci is the source of this 3696-nucleotide messenger RNA. The record is from the annotation of a GenBank genome assembly. Lineage: Eukaryota; Fungi; Ascomycota; Pichiomycetes; Serinales; Debaryomycetaceae.